This is a messenger RNA of Conger conger (European conger), 1981 nucleotides long. RefSeq names its product cortexin-2-like. The record is from RefSeq and is a predicted model, not a curated record. Lineage: Eukaryota; Metazoa; Chordata; Actinopteri; Anguilliformes; Congridae. The coding region runs from base 1 to 246 and encodes 81 amino acids. The transcript has a single exon.
AUGUGUAACAUACACUUUAACCACUCGCUAGCCGCUAUGAACGGGAAUGAAAUCAUGGCUUACUCGCUAACUCUGGAGCAGAAAACAGCCUUUGCAUUUGUCGGGAUGCUGUUGGUGUUCUUGGCACUCCUGAUUAUACGAUGUUUCAAGAUUUUGCUGGACCCUUACAGCAGUAUGCCUUCAUCGACUUGGGCCGAUGGCGUGGAGGGGCUAGAGAAAGGGACCUUCGAGUAUGCCCUCGCCUGACAAAUGCCUUUUGUGCUCCUCCAAAAAAAAAAAAGACAGGGGAUAUUUUAUGUUUUGUGGUCUGUGAGCUAGCAGCUGUUUGUCAAUGGGUACUGCGUGUUCACUGUUAGAACUGACUGUGCACUGUGGAGACCAGGGAAAGAGAUGUCUCAGGGAAAAUGGGAGUCAUUAGAUGGGAAACAGGGUCUGUACUACUCUAACUCUAUGGUAGUCAUGUAAAGCUGGACAGUCUUACACAAGAACACAGGGUCGCUGUCUUUAUUAAUGAAUGAUAUAGUUAUUUAGUGAAUUAAUUGAUGGUCACAUGUUACUGGUUGGACCCAUACAGAUGGAUGGUUAUGGCAAGCCUCAACAGUCAAUGUAAUGGCAAUUUGUGUACAAGUGGUCGUAAUGUAUUUUAUUGAUGAAAAUGACAGUUUUCCAAUGCUGCGAAAAUAUUAUGUCUCAGAUGUGUGUAGAUGUAUGUGAACACUAAUGGCUUGAAAAGAAAAUGCUGUCGCACAGCCGUGUAAAGUGCAGAUUUCUGUGACUGUUUUUUUCAUCCCGCCCAGAAUAGACUUUUGGGGAAAUGGUGGCUAUAUCUCAAGGUAAAUUUCAUGUCUGUCUGAUGUUUUCAUGUCUGCACUCUCAGAAAUGAAGUGACAGUGGAGGUACAUUUUUCUUCUUCAAGGAUCAAAUUCCCCAAAUGUACCCUGACAGUACAAAAAUGUUCUCUUUGGGUACAAAUAAGUAAAUUUUCCAAGCAAAUACAGUAUUUGUACCAUUUUAGGCAGUUUUUGUACCUUUAUUUGUGAGAGUGUGCGUUAAUGCAUCGCCAACUAAAACACUGGCUUUCAUACAGGGAGGAUGGUUUCAAACAGAAGGGUUAUUAUGCACCUCAUUGUGCGAUAGCAACUACUCUAUUCAACUGAGCUCUUUCAGUCUCACUGCAUCAGCUGUGCAACUUCAUGCAAGGGUAACCAUCCCUGUUCCUGGAGAUCUACCGUUCAGCAGGUGUUCACUCCAACCCUAACAAAGCACACCUCAUUCAAUUUCUAGCCAUCCUGUUGAGCUGUAAAUUAGUAGUCAGGUGUGCAUGCCAAAUUGGAUUGGGUUGCAAUGAAAACCUACCCAAUGGUAGAUCUCCAGGAACAGGGAUGGUGAUCACUGCUUUAGUGCAAUAACUGCAGUUCAGCUAGUGAAUUCCACAAUAAAUAGAGUCAGUGGCUGGCUGCCUCCUGAAUUUGACAGAAGACAUUGAGGGAGGUGAUUAAAUUGUUAUGAAUAAAUGUAAAGAAGGGAUUAAAUAAUGUAAAAUUCCAAAAUAUUACAAAUAAAAAAACAAGGGACACAUUUUAAAAAUCUGAAAGCAAGGUGCUCUGUCAUAUCAAUACACAUAUUUUGUGAUAGAACUAAAGACCUUCUGGCAAUGUGAACGUCAUCAGGGUAAGCAGAUAAAGCAAGAGUACCUGCUAUAUCUUCUUCCAGUUCCUGCGGAUGAUGAGGGGUUGGGUGGUUUCUGAGAAGGAAUAUAUACAGUAGAGCUCAUUUCAAGUGUUCCUAGUGCUGUGAAUUUGCCUUAUUGUAACCCAAAUGGGUUAAUGUGCCUUCAUUUAGAGAUGCUACAAUUCCCCAUGAGGUGGCGUGUGCUGUGCAUGUGUGGUGUGUGAUUGACUGACACUCUCCCCUCCUGUUGCUGUGGGGUCGGGGGAAGUGACAUGUCAGUACCCUGGAGUUGUAUGCACCUUGUUGAAUA